This is a messenger RNA of Babesia sp. Xinjiang, 1326 nucleotides long. Its product is annotated as Kelch domain-containing protein 3. Lineage: Eukaryota; Apicomplexa; Aconoidasida; Piroplasmida; Babesiidae. Bases 1 to 1326 code for a protein of 441 amino acids. The transcript is spliced from 7 exons. Gene Ontology annotation, molecular function: protein binding. The record is from RefSeq and is a predicted model, not a curated record.
AUGCAUUGGCGACGCUUAUUGUUGUUCCAAGGCAUAUUACUGUCUUCUGUAGUCACCUUCUUAUCAUCCGUUUACGGUGCUCGCUGGAAGCUUCUGAUACCAGGUGAUGAGGAAAAGCCGUUUCAUUUGGCUGACCAUCCAGUGUCCACUGAUGCUAGGAAGUACUCUAGGUUAGCCUCCACGUUUUCUAGCAGUUCCUUCCACGUAUUCGGCGGUGAAUCUGAGGGUUACUACAGUAACAGUAUCAAAUCGUUUGACAUUUUCAGGAAGAAAUGGACUACUUUACCGGCUGGUGGUGACGUUCCUGCCCCUCGUGCUGGAGCUACUUUGACUAAGAUAGGGUCUGCGCUAUACCUCAUCGGUGGUCAUAACGAGAACGGUACUAUUGGCAGCAUCCACCAAUAUGGUACUAUGCCUAUACUUUUGGCUUUAUAUGCCUAUUCAGAUGUCAUCACAAACAAGUGGUAUCAUGUUUAUGUCCCGGAUGAUGUCAAGUUUAUGUCAAGGAGCGGUCACGUCAGUUGUACUGAUGGUCUUGAUCGCAUUUUCAUUUUCGGAGGUUACAAUGAUGAAGGCAUAUUUCUUAAUGACUUGUACGAGAUCACUAUAGUCUCCAACUCAAUUCCAGAAUCUAAUUCUAAGGAUAUUAGCGCAUCUUUUAAGCUCCUGAGUGCCGAUCCCAGUUCAAAAGGGUUGAACCCAUCGCCUAAGGAAUUUGCAUCACUGCAGUUGGUCGACGGCAUUCUUUAUCUUUACGGUGGUUACACUUAUGGAGGUAGCAGCAAGGACGGGAUGUGGUUGUACAAUUUGAAGGAAUCUAAAUGGAGUUUGGUUGAUUGUCCGUUAUCUCCGCCUCCAUGUGAAGGGUUGAGUUCUUUAACCCUUGGUAGGAGUAUUUUAUAUUUCGGUGGCUGCGACUUCGGCUAUGGAUCUAAUCGUUGCUACAACGAUCUUUGGCGCUUCGAUACCACUACAUCGAAGUGGUACAUCAUACCAACUAGUGAUUCCCUCCCUCGUGGUCGCGCUUUUGCAGCUAUGGCGAUUCUUAAUGACACUUUGAUUGUUCAUGGCGGCUCUAAACUCGACAAACGGGCUUUUGGUGACACUUACCAGUUACUCGACCUCUUACCCUGCAAGGAUCCUGACCAUCGAUGUCUAGGCAGAGGUAAGGCGCAAUGUCUAAGGUUACCACCAGCUGGUUCAGGGGUAUGCUCCGGUGUCACAUGCCUGUGCAAUGAAGGUUACACUGGGCAUGACUGCAGCAUCACGCUAGUGUCGGCUAAAGACGGCAAGGCGACUGAGUUACCCAAGCGCACCGAGAUGUGA